This is a messenger RNA of Spodoptera frugiperda (fall armyworm), 2471 nucleotides long. RefSeq names its product probable cytochrome P450 6a14. Gene Ontology annotation, molecular function: monooxygenase activity; iron ion binding; heme binding. NCBI's taxonomy places the organism in Eukaryota, Metazoa, Arthropoda, Insecta, Lepidoptera, Noctuidae. The record is from RefSeq and is a predicted model, not a curated record. The transcript is spliced from 5 exons. Bases 113 to 1666 code for a protein of 517 amino acids.
UACUAGAGCCGGGCUGGUCAUUGAUUAUACGCGAGCGUUAGUGAAUAACGUCCACUGCAAUAAUAUAAAAAAUAUUUAAUUUGUGCCAUAAAUGUGAUUUAAAUAAUUAAAAAUGUCUAUACUACUAACUCAAGUGUUAAAUCCCCAGACAAUAAUAUUUGUUGCGGUAACAGUUAUUUACACAAUUCUGUGGUUCCGAUAUAAAUUCACGUAUUGGUCGAAAAGGGGUGUCGUCGGUCCGAAACCGGAGUUUAUUUUUGGAAAUAUUAAAAAAGUGAUUAAAAGGGAAGAACAGUUUUUCCAGCCGUACUAUGAUAACUACUUUAAGUAUAAACACCUGCCGUAUAUUGGCAUGUACUCCUUCCAUCAACCUGUGUUGUCUAUACAUGAUCCAGAUAUAGCCAAGCUGAUGUUGAUAAAGGACUUUGAUAGUUUCCAAUCGCGGGGCACGUAUGCCGGUGGUGUUGGAGACCCACUAGCGGCGAACUUGUUUAAUAUCUUUGGGAAAAGAUGGAAAACCUUGAGGUUGAAGAUGACUCCAACCUUCACGCCUGGUAAACUGAAGACAAUGUACCCGAUCGUCGAGGAUAUAGCCAAGCAAGCCUUGAACUACGUGGAUGUGUUGCACUCUAAUGAAGAGACGGUGAAUUUCACUGAUUUCUAUUCCAAGUAUGCGAUGGAGAUUAUCGGGAAUGUUGGUUUUGGUGUGGAAUGUAAUGGUUUUGUAAAUCCCAAGUCCGAGUUUUAUAUAAGAGGACAUGAAUACUUUGACCAUCAGUCUCAUUACUGGAGACUAAUUCGCGCGUUUGCAUUUUUCGCGCCCGACACGUUUGACAGUUUGAAGAUCAGACGAAUCAGUUCGAAAAUUGAGAAUUUCUUCUGUGGCAUUGUCAAGAGGACAGUGGAGUACCGGCAGAAGCAUUCUGUUACACGAAACGAUUUCUUACAAACUCUUAUUGAAUUAAAAAAUGGCCACGUUGUUGAUGAACAAGGCGAAAUCAAAUAUUCAAAAACAGACUUCCCAUUCACAAUGACUGAUGUAGCAGCCAAUACCAUGCUGUAUAUGAUAGCUGGUUACGAGACCUCAGCCACUACUGGCCAGUUUGCAGCCUACCAGCUGGCUCUGAACCCUCACAUCCAGGCCAGGGUGAGGAAGGAGGUGGACACGGUACUCGCCAAGUACGGAGGCGAGUGCACAUACGAAGCUCAGAACGAAAUGGUCUAUUUGAAUAUGGUUUUGGAUGAAACGAUGCGGAUGCACCCAUCAAUGCGUGCCCUAUUCAGGAGAUGUAACAAAGACUAUAAACUGCCAAACAGUGACCUGGUCAUAGAAAAAGGCACGAUGGUGUUCAUACCGAUACAUGCGAUACAUAUGGACCCAGACAUCUUCCCUGAGCCAGAGAAAUUCGACCCAGAAAGGUUUUCACCAGAGAACAAAGCCAAGUUACAUCCCUGCCAUUGGAUGCCGUUUGGAGAAGGACCAAAGAAAUGUUUAGGAAUAAGACAAGGAUACAUACAGUCAAAGAUGGCUUUGAUAAAGGUGCUACACAAGUACGAACUGAUAUUGGAUCAGCGGACAGAGGUGCCAAUGAAGAUAAAGAACUCUUCACUUGUGUAUGCAGCUCAAGGCGGAGUAUGGCUGAAGCUUAGGAGUUUGGAGUCAUAAAACUUGAAGAUGAAUAGAAAGAUACCUAUGAAGGUAUAUAUGAACAUGAUAUCUUCUUUUGUGGAAGUCAAGAUUAUUACUUUAACAAUGAUGAGUCUUCUAGAAGCAAAGAGUGGCAAAGGCAUGUUAAACAAUAAGUUAGAUCCGAUACCUGAUUUGCUGUACUAAAUUAUAUUCAAAGACAAGGCAGAUAUAGAUAAACGAACAAAAAUCAUCGAAAAGAAAACACCUGUCCCUAAGUGAAUGGAAACGAGAGCAGAAGAUAAAUUAGACAAAAAAGGUUACAUUAAACUUUUAACCUUUAAGAAUUAGCAAAUCAUAGAAGGUCAUAUCAUAAUUUGCUUUACUUUAUCAUAAUGUGCGGUGAAAUUCGAAGUCUCAAGAAUCCACGUGGUAGAAGUCACAGAUGAUUAUUUGUAAUCAUCAAUAUGUAAGUGUAUUGGCAAAUAACGAUCAAGUUCUAACUAGUAUUGAGUAUAAGGCCGGGUGACGUUGCAUCUAGGCCAUUUGUGACGUCAUACGAAGCAUUCAUAGAAGAUUUUAUCAAAGUUUUGCAUUCAAAAACGUUUUACUUCUUGAAGACAUUUGUCAGUGAUAAUGUUUAAAAUAUUUUAGAAAGGACGCAGAUAAACUACAGGACUGAUUGAGAAAUGUAUGUUUAGAUAGAUUUUUAUUGAUAACAGGUACUUACUAAGAUGUGUCUUAAGGUUUUUAGUAAUAGAUACUAUUUAAUGCAUUGAGAUAAACCAUUUAAUGACUGUAUUUUUAAGUAAAAUAUAAAUAGUGUACGUAAAUUGUUUACCUU